This is a messenger RNA of Cydia pomonella (codling moth), 730 nucleotides long. RefSeq lists its product as uncharacterized. The transcript is spliced from 6 exons. The record is from RefSeq and is a predicted model, not a curated record. NCBI's taxonomy places the organism in Eukaryota, Metazoa, Arthropoda, Insecta, Lepidoptera, Tortricidae. The annotation marks the transcript as partial.
UUGUGAGUCUCGUACAGGCCACUAAACGUCUGUCAAAAGAUAAAAUACCAUUCCAAUAUGACAAAACCAUGUCAUCCGUCAUAUUAGGCUAGGAUACCAAAAUUUUGGUGUAGAAUAUACACAGAAUAAAAACGUAAAAUGUAGAAAAAAAACAGAAAAUGCCAAGCUACGAGGUGUGCCAGCACUGCAGCCACUCCGUGCGGAACAGCGACGCUGCCUUCAGAGGAUACAGCUACCACAGACAUUGUCGGAAGUGUUACGUGUGCAGCGAAACCGACCUGCACGGUGCGGAGGUAUUUAGAGGCGUCAUUUUCUGCGCAAGUUGUGCUAAACGCAUCUUCAGAGGUUGUUCAUCGGCUCGAAGAGCAAGGCCUGCGCGUACGCAGCGCCGCCGUCGUCGACGCGCUCCCGUGCACGGGGUUAUUGAGCGUGUCCGAGCACAAUCUGACACUACCUCCUCACAGGAUAACAGCAAGACAGAGACCGCAGUGCCGGCGACGGACCCUCGUACCUGUCCCGUCUGCUACUGCGUUUCGGACGUCGUCACGCAGGCGCGUCGGCUCAUCAACUUCAUCUAUUACCAGACGCAGAAUCUCAUACAAAACGAUACAACCGAUAUCGCCCAAUGUACCGAAAUGUGCCAGCGUAUGCUUGAAGAUUUGAAGUGUCCGAUACCAGAGCCCAGGUCACAAGCAUUCCCAAUACCCUCGCAGCCCGACAGCCUCUUACG